Exserohilum turcica Et28A is the source of this 762-nucleotide messenger RNA. RefSeq lists its product as uncharacterized. The record is from RefSeq and is a predicted model, not a curated record. The coding region runs from base 288 to 653 and encodes 121 amino acids. The transcript has 2 exons. NCBI's taxonomy places the organism in Eukaryota, Fungi, Ascomycota, Dothideomycetes, Pleosporales, Pleosporaceae.
AUAUCCCCUUGCAUUGUACGUGUUACGUGCGGAAGCGUUAGUCGUCGAAGAAGGGGAAAUAUAUGCGAUCAGUGCUGAGAGCUUGCAUGCAGCCCGGCAGCGUGUCUCGCGCGUGAAGCGAAAGGUGCAGAGUUUUUUUCUUCGUCUUCGGCAAUUGACCCAGCGCAGGAAAAACAUCAGGAGAGACCAAGUCAAAGAGCCGGACAUGCAGGCAAGUCACGGACAGGCGCAAAGCAAGAGUGGGAUUUGGCUGGGAGCGCCUCGUUGCGGCCGCGUAAAUUGAGAGCAUGUCUGUCAUCGCGAUGGAGGGGGGGGGACUCCUCUGGGCCAGGCUGGUCGGGCUAGUGCGUGUGCGUGUGGCGCUGGCGCAGGCUGCAGCUGAGCAUUUGGAGAAUUUCGGAUCGGCAGAAGCACCAAUGAAAAUGUUCCGCGCCGACGAGGUAUGGGGGUGCUGGGCCACAGCCCACGGACAUCGAACUGCGAGUCCGUGCCUAAAGUCGUCCUGGACAGUGUGGUGCAUCGGGGGCCCGGGAGUCCGAGGCGUGCAGGGCCCUUGGGUGCGACGUGGUGGUGGACGUGUGCUCAGCGAGUUGGGUGCUUGCUCGUCCUGUGUGCCGGGAAAAGUUGGGGGGUCGAGUGGGUUUCGGUGGUGAACAGGCAGCUAUGACGAGAGGUGGAGAGGCAUGGGCCACGGGCGGCGCCAGGCUAGGAGCAGGUAGUGUAGCGCCUGAGCUUGGUGGCUCUCUCCAGCACACAGGCCAG